GAAAGAAAGAAAUUAAGCUGAUUUUACAAUGAGUAGUCGGAAAUUAUAAGUUUUAAUAAUCAGCCUUAAUUUAAUAGGUGAUAGUUUUUUUUCACAUCUAUGACUGCGGUCAAUUUGAUUUCUAGUUUUAAGAAUAAAAAGAAGAUCAAGAAUAAAUUGAACCGAGAUUAUUAAUCCACAUUGAUAGAAACCACACUAAUCGUACAAGUUGGCUAUUGGCCGACUUCAUCGAUUCACGAUAAGACUUAGGACUACCGACUUAUUGUAGAAUCAGUAUGGAUAAUGCAAUAGAAAAUGCAGAAGAUUCGGAUGAUGAAUGUCCGACAAAACAAGCUAAAAAUAUGUCUUUCCAAACUGCUUUUAGCAAUUUGAAGAAAUCUGAGUUUUUCACAGAUUUGCCAGCUUCUCUUUCUAAGCCUGAAACUUCCACGGCAAUAUCUUCAAGUAGAACCAGCACUGUCCUUGUCAGUCCAAAGCAAAAAGGUAAUCCGUUAUUAAAGUUUAUAACAAAUGUAUUAUGGGAAUAUUCCGACAUUGUGCCAGAUUAUGUAAUGGGAAAAACUACGUGUGCUCUUUUUUUAUCAAUUCGUUAUCACCAACUAAAUCCUGAUUAUAUUCAUGAAAGACUUAAGUUGUUGGGCAAUGCGUAUAACUUACGAGUGCUUUUAGUACAGAUUGAUGUUCCCGAGCCUCAUCAUGCUUUGAAACAUUUAACAAGGAUUUCCAUUUUGGCAGACUUGACAAUAAUGUUAGCAUGGAAUGCAGAGGAUGCAGGAAAAAUUAUUGAAACUUAUAAAAUAUAUGAAAAUAAACCUCCUGAUAAUAUCAUGGAACGCAGCGAAACAGCACCUUAUCAAAAAUUGGUUAAUGCCUUAACGACAGUAAGAUCUGUCAACAAAACCGAUGCAACAACUCUUCUAACAACUUUUGGCACAUUAGCUAACAUUGUAAGAGCACAACCCAACACUUUAACCUUGUGUCCUGGAUUUGGUGUACAUAAAGCUCAAAAACUUCAUAAAGUUUUGCAUGAAUCUUUUCUAUGCACACCAAAACUCUCUACAAAAAAAUAA
Messenger RNA from Atta colombica, 1070 nucleotides. RefSeq names its product DNA excision repair protein ERCC-1 (gene Ercc1). Gene Ontology annotation, biological process: meiotic mismatch repair; nucleotide-excision repair; mitotic recombination. The coding region runs from base 276 to 1070 and encodes 264 amino acids. The transcript has 5 exons. The record is from RefSeq and is a predicted model, not a curated record. Lineage: Eukaryota; Metazoa; Arthropoda; Insecta; Hymenoptera; Formicidae. Gene Ontology annotation, cellular component: nucleotide-excision repair factor 1 complex; nucleus; ERCC4-ERCC1 complex. Gene Ontology annotation, molecular function: single-stranded DNA binding; damaged DNA binding.